Molecule: messenger RNA, 2000 nt
Organism: Chinchilla lanigera (long-tailed chinchilla)
Lineage: Eukaryota; Metazoa; Chordata; Mammalia; Rodentia; Chinchillidae
Gene: Gltp
Product: glycolipid transfer protein
Exons: 5
Coding region: 175-804 (209 amino acids)
Biological process (GO): intermembrane lipid transfer; ceramide transport
Cellular component (GO): membrane; cytosol; cytoplasm
Molecular function (GO): ceramide 1-phosphate transfer activity; ceramide 1-phosphate binding
Source: RefSeq, a predicted model, not a curated record
CGGCGCUGAGCCCUCGGCUACGAGGGCCAGGCGCUGGCGGAAGUGGCGACGCUGGCGUCCCCGGAGCCUACAGAGGGCGGCAGUGACGGGCCGGGCGCUGACGGCAGCGACCCGGGGGGUGGCGUGGACGCCCACGGCGCGGGCUGGGGCAUCACCGCGGGCCUCGACCCCGAAAUGGCGCUGCUCGCGGAGCACCUGCUGAAGCCGCUGCCCGCGGACAAGCAGAUCGAGACCGGGCCCUUCUUGGAGGCGGUGUCCCACCUGCCGCCCUUCUUCGAUUGCCUCGGGUCUGCAGUGUUCACGCCCAUCAAGGCAGACAUAAGCGGCAACAUCACGAAAAUCAAAGCGGUGUAUGACACCAACCCAGCCAAGUUCCGGACCCUGCAGAACAUCCUGGAGGUGGAGAAGGAAAUGUACGGGACAGAGUGGCCCAAAGUGGGGGCCACGCUGGCGCUGAUGUGGCUGAAAAGGGGCCUGCGCUUCAUCCAGAUCUUCCUCCAGAGCAUCUGUGACGGCGAGCGGGACGAGAACCACCCCAACCACAUCCGCGUCAACGCCACCAAGGCCUACGAGAUGGCGCUCAAGAAGUACCAUGGCUGGCUUGUGCAGAAGAUCUUCCAUGCAGCGCUCUAUGCGGCCCCCUACAAAUCCGACUUCCUCAAAGCGCUCUCCAAGGGGCAGAAUGUGACGGAGGAAGAGUGCCUGGAGAAGAUCCGCCUGUUCCUGGUCAACUACACGGCCACCAUCGACGUCAUCUACGAGAUGUACACCAAGAUGAACGCGGAGCUCAACUACAAGGUGUAGGCGGUGCCCGCGGGCCGCUGCGCGCAGACCCGAGCGAACCUGAAUCACUGUGAACCAAGCCCGCUAGCCGGCCACGCCCUGCCCGCGGCCCCCACGCCAGCCUGGGCUACAGGGCACAGCCGUGGGGUUUUAAAAGUCUUUUUCUUUUUUAGUUUAUUCUAAUGGAGCAAUAAAUAAUGAUCCUCUUCCAAGUCGGACUUGCACAACAGCACAGACUGACUGUACACCUUCCUUUCAGUGUGAUAAGAAUCAAUUAACCAGCCCGGCUGGGUGGCGCAGGCCGGUAAUCCCAGUUACGUGGGAGGCUGAGACAGAGGAUCCUAAGUUUGAGCCCAGCCUGGGGCAAAUUAGCGAGAUCCUAUCUCAAAAGAAAAAUUUUGAAGAGUUUGGGGCAUGGCUCGGGGGUACAACACUUGGCUAGUAUGCGUGAGGCCCUGGGUUCAAUCCCCGGCACCACAAAAACAUAAACACAAAUAAGUAAAAUUAACGUUUCUAACAAAUCAAGUCCUAGGGUUUUGCCCCCCACGCCCCAGGAGCACUGCCCUGGAGGAGCAGUACACUCUUCACAUCCCAGGGAAGCUUUCGCUCCUUUGAGGAGCUGGCUGCAUGAUGCUUUGGGUAUUUUAGGGACCAUGAAGAAUCUGAUUCAAAAUUUUACAGGAUCCUUAUUGUGGCGUUCUUUAAAAGAGCAAACUGGUGUGUGUUCUAGUGCAGUUUGCACAGCCCGGCUGCAUAGUGCUGUCAUUAGAAGCCAUCUGCCUUUGGCCAGACAGUCUUUGUUUUUAGGGUUGUUUUUUUUUUAAAUAGCUGAAACCAACCAGCAAGCCUUUGAUGACCAAGGGGCCACUUUUUUGCAAGCUACUGGGCACAAACAGUUGACCACUGAUGACUGUAUCUGCAUUCUUGUGCAUAAUUAUUUUCUUCAGGGACAGCUCUUCCAGCCUAAGAAACAAGUGGAUUUCUGGAGAGGGAGAAACGUGCCCUCCAGCUGCAGAGACUCACAAAGCCACCUCAAUGCCUUAAUGGUCCUUCCUGGCGCUAAAAAGAGCUUAUAUUUUUUAAAGUAUUGGGGCAAACCAAGCAACCCCAAAAGAUUUGACAUGUGUUUUAAUAACAAACCCAGUGAGGAACAAUGGAUGGUUUUUAUGCAGAAACUAAAUGAUCCUUAAUAAAUAAAUCUCUAUUUUGGAAUCACA